Molecule: messenger RNA, 494 nt
Organism: Owenia fusiformis
Lineage: Eukaryota; Metazoa; Annelida; Polychaeta; Sabellida; Oweniidae
Source: the annotation of a GenBank genome assembly
CAUAUGCACGUUCUGUAGGUGCCUAAGAGAAGUCCAUAACUUUGACGUCACCUUGAUGAUAUUUUCCGGUCGCCCAAAUCCAAGAUGGCUUGUCAAUUGUCAUGAAAAGCCAGAUGUCUGCGAUGCAAUCAUCCGAUCGCCGAAAGAGGUCGACAUACGACCUUUGUUAGGGUAUAACGGAUUCCUCAUUGUUACUGCUGGUGACGUCAAUGAGAGCAAAGGAUUCUACAUUGUUGGAAAAGAGAGUAAACAAAUACAACACAUAGUGCUGGGAAGUGCACCAGAGAGCGAAGUAGACAAUGAACUGCGUCGCUAUGUAUCGAACGCCAUUGACAAUCAAUGAAUAAUCUCUAAUCGAAUAUGUAAUUUGAAAAGAAAUGGAGAAAACAUAUUUUUGUCAAUUCUCAACCGGGUUACAUUGACAAAACAAUACUAAAUAAAUUGUCAAGAACAUUCCAAACACAGCUUGUUGUCACAGGUACUAUAUGGCGCAG